Messenger RNA from Gallus gallus (chicken), 2148 nucleotides. RefSeq names its product homeobox B4 (gene HOXB4). Gene Ontology annotation, biological process: embryonic skeletal system morphogenesis; anterior/posterior pattern specification; regulation of transcription by RNA polymerase II. NCBI's taxonomy places the organism in Eukaryota, Metazoa, Chordata, Aves, Galliformes, Phasianidae. Gene Ontology annotation, cellular component: nucleus. The record is from RefSeq and is a predicted model, not a curated record. The transcript is spliced from 3 exons. Bases 66 to 923 code for a protein of 285 amino acids. Gene Ontology annotation, molecular function: RNA polymerase II cis-regulatory region sequence-specific DNA binding; DNA-binding transcription factor activity, RNA polymerase II-specific.
GGGGACGGCGGGGCCCGGGGAACGGGGCCGGAGGGGAGCGGGCGCCCCCGGCCGCCUCCCCGGGGAUGCUCCGGGCCCCGGGAGAGCCCGUGCCGGGCAGAUUUCCUUAUCCGGGGAUCGCAGGCCACCUCGCCAUUGGCCCGCGCUGUCACAUGGACUCCAACUUUGUUCACUUGACAAAAUUAAUGGCCAUGAGCUCGUUUUUGAUCAACUCCAACUAUGUGGACCCCAAGUUCCCACCCUGUGAAGAGUAUUCCCACAGCGAUUACCUUCCCAAUCACUCGCCGGAAUAUUACAGCAGCCAGAGGCGAGAGAGCACUUUCCAACAUGAAGCGAUGUACCAGCCGCGGUCAGCAUGCAGCGAGCAGCUCUACCCGUCCUGUCAGAGCUCCGGGCACCAAGCAGCGGUGUUAUCCCCCCGGGGUCAUGUCCAUCCUCCGGCCGGACUGCAGAGCCAUCUCUCUGAGCCAAACCAUCCCUGCGAGCCGGGCACCCCCAGCCCUCCACCCUCCUGCAGCCAAAACUCUCUGAACCAAAGCCCUUCCAAUUCCUCUUGCAAAGAGCCGGUAGUUUACCCCUGGAUGAAAAAAGUCCAUGUAAGCACGGUAAACCCCAAUUAUUCAGGAGGGGAACCGAAACGUUCGCGCACAGCCUACACCAGGCAGCAGGUCCUGGAGCUGGAGAAGGAAUUCCACUAUAACCGCUAUCUCACCCGGAGGCGGAGGGUCGAAAUCGCCCAUUCUCUGUGCCUCUCCGAGCGCCAGAUCAAAAUCUGGUUCCAGAACAGGAGGAUGAAAUGGAAGAAAGACCACAAGUUACCCAACACCAAGAUCAGGUCCAACCCUUCCAGCUCCUCCGCCAGCCUGCAGAUCCCACCGGCAGCUUCUCAAAGCCGAUCCAGCGGACCAGCCAGCAGCCUAUAACUAUUCCCUGUAUGGACGGGGUGUGCGUGCUCGUGGGUGUGAUUGUGAGUGUGAGUGUGUGUAGGGAACACGGGAGAAUAGUGGGGUUUUUUUAAUGCUCCGAGAAGCGAAGGAAGGAGGGGGGCUUUUUUUAUUUAUAAGGGGCAACAGGGAGAGGCUCAGCUCCAACAAAGCAGAGCCGUGCUGCUGUGCCCCUCUUCCAUUAGAAGAAGGCUGUAGGUAGUAGUUUUCAGAUUUGGCUAAGAUGGAUCCUUGUUUCAUCUUUAAUCACGCCAAGCUCUGCCCCAUUUGUCAUGUUUACUCUCCCGUACAAAGGAUGGACCUUAUGUCUGCUAUUACCUCGACAACCAGCGUUCACUUUAAUAAAUGAGGCUCAGUUUCUUCAAGACGAACUGGAUUUUCCCCCCAGACCCCCUUCUUCCCCCCCCUUUUCCUUUUUUUUUUUUUUUUUCCCUCUUUUUUCCUCUUUUUUCCCCCUUUCUCGCCUACCGAAUGUUUUUAACCCAGAUAUCCCAAAGAUCCUCGGUGGAGAAAACCAACAGAACCGACAGCAAAAUUCCCCGGAGUGCAGAUGGGGAACGGAGCUCUCGGACAUCGGGGGGGGGUGGGGGGGGGGGGGAGGUGAGAGAGAGGGACCCCCUGGAUAAAGAAAUACCCCUAAAAUUAGGUCAAGUGGGUGGUGGACAAAGAAACCGAGAUUGGCCACUUCAGCGGGACCCCCCCGCGCCGUUUUUGAGUCCAGCAGGUUAAUUGCUUCACUUGUAAGACUGGGGAGAAAAGGGGGUGUGGGAGGGGGGGAGACGGGAAAGCAAAGAAUUUAGGUUAGGAACGUGGCGAUACGAGGCGGCACCUGAACUCGGCCCUGCGGCCCGGCUGGUGGUGGAGGGGGGGGGGGAGGGGGGGAGGGGGGGAAGCCCCUCUCCCCCUCUCAGCCCAUUUUUCGUACUGAGAAUGUGAAUUUCAGACCCCCGGCGCACGAGGUGGGGAGGGUGGAGGAGGGGGGGUCGUCUCUCUUCGGGUGAGCGGGUGGGGAAAGGGGGGCUCUGCUGAGGCCCCCCCCCCCCCCCGUCCUGGCCGCCUCCAUUACCUCCUAUUGUCCUUUGCGAUGUCCACGAUUAAGUGUAAAUAGCCGAGAAAAGCCAAAAAGAAGUUAAAAAAAAAAAAAAACAGAAAAAAAAGCGCAAUUGGAAAUAAAUUUGUGUUUUCUUUUUCUUUGUGAAACCGA